Scophthalmus maximus (turbot) is the source of this 7008-nucleotide messenger RNA. RefSeq names its product sperm associated antigen 9b (gene spag9b). Lineage: Eukaryota; Metazoa; Chordata; Actinopteri; Pleuronectiformes; Scophthalmidae. The record is from RefSeq and is a predicted model, not a curated record. The coding region runs from base 522 to 4595 and encodes 1357 amino acids. The transcript is spliced from 29 exons. Gene Ontology annotation, biological process: vesicle-mediated transport. Gene Ontology annotation, cellular component: cytoplasm. Gene Ontology annotation, molecular function: kinesin binding; signaling receptor complex adaptor activity; JUN kinase binding.
CUAUGAGAGCAACAGGUCAGAUGAAACGAUUCUGUUUUUUUUCAGUACCACCCGCUACAUUAGUGUACAGUCGCGCUUCUAAUGCCACCAGAAUUACGAAUCAGGUGACUCCUGCGGCGUUAACUUACUUCGGGGGACUCGUUGCUGAACUGCGUUCGCGUCCAGCUUUCCGACAGCACUUGAAGGCAGCAGCGGGAGAUCAUCUGUUGGACAGGGGAAACUAAUCAGGAGCCAAGUAAAGACUUUUCACUAUUGCUAGCUGCGAGGCUAGCCUGCCCUCUAAAGUCAGCCGUCCACACGACUCGGGAAUACAGACGUUGUUUUCUUCUUCUGCUGAAGUAAAGUACAGUGUCUCAUCUGUACGACGAACAACGCUCGAGCAAUGUGUUAGGAAAACACAGUUUUGUGUGCGCCUAAAGUAACCGGGGCGGACCAAGCCUCCGGCCAGCUGAGGGCUCGCGGCUAGCUCGUCGACGUUAGCCGGGAGGAGAAGGGGCGCAGGCGGCGGCGAGAGUCGAAAAAUGGAGCUGGACGACGUCGUGUUGUACCAGGACGACUCGGGCAACUCUGCCAUGAUGUCCGAGCGCGUCUCCGGCCUGGCCAGCUCCAUCUACCGCGAGUUCGAGCGGCUCAUCGAGAAGUACGACGAGGACGUGGUGAAGGAGCUGAUGCCGCUCGUCGUCGCCGUGCUGGAGAACCUGGACGCGGUGUUCUCCGUCAACCAGGAGCACGAAGUGGAGCUGGAGCUGCUGAAGGAGGACAACGAGCAGCUGGUCACCCAGUACGAGCGGGAGAAGGCUCUGCGGAGACACGUAGAGGAGAGGUACAUCGUCUUUGAAGAUUCCCAGGAGGGCGAGAAGAAAGACCUCCAGCGCCGACUGGUGACGUUGGAGUCUCACACGCGCCAACUAGAACAUAAAACUAAAAACUAUGCAGAACAGAUUAGCAGACUUGACGAGAGAGAAGCGGAGCUCAAAAAGGAGUAUAAUACUCUUCAUCAGAGACACACUGAGAUGAUCCACAGCUACAUGGAGCAUCUAGAGCGAACCAAACACCAACAUGCCAUGACACCAGCAGAGGCCUCAGACACCGGCACAGGCACACAAGCCAGAACACGGAAGGAGCGUCCCAUCUCCAUGGGAAUAUUCCAACUUCCUGGCACUGAAGGUAUGACCCCUGACCUCCAGAGGGUACCCGUGGACACCCCGUCCGAACCGUGGAGAUUCAACAACCUCAGCCACCCACGGUCCAACACCAGCCUCAAGGAUGAAUUGGGCGGUGUGAACCGACGAGGCUCCAAACCCAAUUCCCCAAGCAGCCAAGGAAGUGUCUCCAGAAGUGGAGCUCCAGCAGCUUCACAAGGCGGAGGAUCCUCUCAGGAUGGCACCUCUAAGUCAAACACCCCCACCUCCAGACACACACCACUAUCUCCUCGCGACAUCGCGUCCACCAGCAUGAGUCCUGCAUCUAGUCAGGCUGGUGGCUCGGCCUCUGCCACGCCUCUGAUUACUGCUGCUUCAGAUGUGGCCACGGAGUCUGUAAACACUCCUUCGGACGGACUCAACAAGAACCUUGAUUGGAGCACUGGAAAGCCAGACGGCAACAAAAACAUCGCAGAGGUGCAGGACGGACAGCAGGGUCAGCGCGGACAUGACAGUCAGGAGGCAGCGGUUACAUCUCUGGAUGGUGAAGAUGGAGCAGACAACCUGGAGAAGUCUGAGGUGCAGGCUAUCAUAGAGUCCACCCCUGAACUAGACAUGGAUCUUGAUGGCUGCAGAGGAACAAGCACACCAAAUAAAGGCGGCGUGGAGAAUCUGGCAUUCGACCGUAACACCGACUCUCUGUUCGAGGAACUGUCAUCUGCAGGAAACGACCUCAUAGGCGACAUGGACGAAGGAGCCGACCUGCUGGGUAUGGGUCGGGAAGUGGAACAUCUUAUCCAUGAGAACACCCAGCUGAUGGAGACCAAAAAUGCUUUGAACGUGGUAAAAAAUGACCUGAUAGCGCACGUGGACGAGCUGUCCUGUGAGAAGGACGUCCUUCGAGGAGAGCUGGACGCCGUCACUCAGGCCAAGGCCAAACUUGAGGAGAAGAACAAAGACCUGGAGGAAGAACUCAAGAAGAUUCGAGCAGAGCUGGAGGAAGCCAAACAGAAAGUGAAGAAUGACAAUGAGGAUGAUAGCGAUGUGCCCACCGCGCAGAAGAAGCGCUUCACCCGGGUGGAGAUGGCCAGGGUCCUGAUGGAGAGGAACCAGUACAAGGAGCGGCUGAUGGAGCUGCAGGAGGCGGUCAGAUGGACAGAAAUGAUCCGGGCUUCCAAGGAGAAUCCAGCUCUUCCGGAGAAGAAGAAGUCCAGCCUCUGGCAGUUUUUCAGCCGUUUGUUCAGCUCGUCGGGCGCCGCCGCCAAGAAGCCGGCGACCGAGGCCCCGGUGAACGUCAAGUACAAUGCGCCCACCUCUCAGAUUCAGCCGUCCGUCAAGAAGAGGAGCAGCACCCUGCAGCAGCUGCCCAGCGACAAAAGCAAGGCCUUCGAUUUCCUCAACGAGGAAGUGGCAGCUGAUAACGUGGUGUCCAGGCGGGAGCAGAAGAGGGCGCAGUACCAGCAGGUCAAGGCCCACGUCCAGAAGGAGGACGGCAGAGUGCAGGCGUACGGCUGGAGCCUGCCCAAGAAGUACAAGGCCAAUGGAGGCCAGGCAGAGAGUAAGAUGAAGAAUCUGCCUGUUCCCGUCUACCUCAGACCGCUGGAUGAGAAAGAUGCUUCUAUGAAGCUGUGGUGUGCUGCCGGUGUGAAUCUCUCCGGAGGUAAAACCAGAGACGGAGGUUCGAUCGUAGGAGCCAGUGUGUUCUACAGUGACGUGUCUGGACCCGAGAGCCCUAAAAAGAAGACGGGGUCUCAGAGCAGCCUGGACCAACUAGAUCAAGACCUGAAGGAGCAGCAGAAGGAGUUGCGGCAGCAGGAGGAGUUAUCGUCGCUGGUGUGGAUCUGUACCAGCACCCAGUCCAACACUAAAGCUGUUGUCAUUGAUGCCAACCAACCUGGAAACAUCCUGGAGAGCUUUUUUGUUUGUGACUCCCACGUCCUCUGCAUCGCCAGUGUGCCAGGUGCAAGAGAGACUGACUACCCAGCUGGGGAGGAAGUACCGACAAACUCUGAGGCAGGACCAGUGGGAGAUGGCAGCUCAUCGGCAACCGACAGCAGCUCCGCAGGUGGCGACGGCGUCCUCGGAGGCAUCACCGUCGUGGGCUGUGCAGCCGAAGGAUCAGCAGCUGUUCCACAGAGAGCAGACAGUCCUGGAAACGAUGGAGAAGCUGAAUCCAGAGCGGCAGAGGAAGCCACCGAGGCAACGGAGGCCAGCGCAGGGCCCUCCGACCACAGAGAAGCCCUGAAGGGAGUCUACACCGAGCAUGUCUUCACCGAUCCACUGGGAGCCCAGCCGACAGCAGAGGCGCCGGCCAACUACUCUCAGAGGGAGAGCGAUCUGUUGAAAGAUGGAGUCAGUUCGAACCCCACUGUAGAGGAGCAGGACCUGAUGAGGGAGGAGGCUCAGAAGAUGAGCAGUGUGCUGCCCACCAUGUGGCUGGGGUCACAGAAUGGAUGCUUAUACGUUCACUCCUCUGUGGCCCAGUGGAAAAAGUGUCUCCACUCCAUAAAGCUGAAGGACUCUGUGCUCGGAAUAGUACACGUGAAAGGGCGCGUUCUGGUCGGCCUCGCGGAUGGCACUUUAGCCAUAUUCCACAGAGGAGUGGAUGGCCAGUGGGACCUGACCAACUACCACCUGUUAGACUUGGGAAGACCACACCACUCCAUCCGCUGCAUGACUGUGGUGCACGACAAGGUGUGGUGUGGCUACAGGAACAAGAUCUAUGUGGUGCAGCCCAAAGCCAUGAAGAUUGAGAAGUCUUUCGAUGCCCACCCUCGUAAGGAUAGUCAGGUACGUCAGCUGGCCUGGGAAGGCGAUGGGAUCUGGGUGUCCAUCAGGCUGGACUCCACUCUCCGGCUGUUCCACGCUCACACCAACCAGCACCUCCAGGACGUCGACAUCGAGCCCUACGUCAGCAAGAUGCUCGGUACGGGAAAACUCGGCUUCUCGUUUGUGCGGAUCACAGCUCUCACGGUGUCGUGUAAUCGUCUAUGGAUCGGCACUGGAAACGGAGUCAUCAUCUCCAUCCCCCUAACAGAGACCAACAAGGCAGCCAAGGCAGCAGGAAGCCAUCCAGGAAGUGUAGUCCGCGUCUACGGUGACGACAGUGGUGACAAAGUGACGGCCGGCACAUUUGUCCCGUACUGCUCCAUGGCUCACGCUCAACUCUGUUUCCAUGGUCACCGGGAUGCAGUCAAGUUCUUCACAGCUGUCCCAGGUCAUUCAGUUCCAUCUGCAUCCUGUGGAGAGGAGGCAGGAGCAGACAGGGCAACAGAUGCCUCAUGUCAGGACGGCACCAAGUCUAUGUUGGUGAUGAGUGGAGGAGAAGGUUACAUAGACUUUAGAAUGGGUGACGAGGACGGCGAGGCAGAGGAAGGAGAGGAGCCCCCUAGGAAACUGGUGGCUAAGGCCGAGCGCAGCCACCUCAUCGUGUGGCAAGUCAAUGAGGACUAAAAGUCUGACCUUUGAACCCUGAGACCCAACUUGCCUUUUCGUCUUGAACCUACAGCCAAGGAGGAGGGGCUCGGGGGGACGACCGACCUCUGCAGCCGCGGGUUUAAUCAGCACUUUUGUUUUUCUCCUCCUCAGACCUGAACAAUAAGUAUGAAACAAUCAAAAACUGCUUGGUAAACCAGAGUGGAGAGUGGAGCAGUGCAAAUAUUUUCACACAAACUGCAUGUCAUGGGUUUUAUUAUUACUUGCUUUCUGUUUUUUGUUUUUUUAAGGAUUUAAAUAUCAAUCUGUCUUUUAAUAUUAUUUUAGGGUAAAUCCGUUUUUGACUAUACAACCAAUACUUUGCUUUUGUUGCAUUUGAUCAUGACAUUUACCCAGUUUUUCUGGCUGACAUUUCCAGGUUCCCUCCAGUUACUGCGAGCUGAUGCUGGACUCAGUUGUUCAAAACAAAAGUUAAUCACCCAUCAGUUCACUUGUUGCCCUUUAAUAAUGUAAGACUGGGGCAAUCGUCUGUGGAAGCCAAUCAUCUGGGAUUGUUGGUGAAUCUCAUCUCUGAUCAUUAUAUCAUGUUGAUUUUUGUUUUUUUAAUCCUUUGAGCACUUGGCUUUUGAUUGUAUGCAAGACAAGAAAUUUUAUCAAUCGCCAGACAUCUUUGGAUGGACGAGUAUUUAGCUCAAUAUCCAAGAUGUUGUAAUCUUGGAAGCCUCUCGUGGAUCACCAUUGCGUUUGAGUCACAGAGCGGACUGUCGCUUUUACGGAAAAAAUACGUACAAUCUCAUCCCCAUCGUGGUCCCCUGACUUUUCCCGUAACAUCAUCUCCAUUGACAAAAUCCUUAAUUCUGAAAGGAAAGGCGGCUGCUGCUGUAUCAUAUUUGUUAACCACUACAGACUCUACCCCCCCCCCCCCCCCCUUCAUAUAUGUUAAUAUGUAAUCCAAUAUUACACAUUAGGAUGCUAUCGCCCCUCUGCUCUCUGUCUACCCAGCAGCUCCUUAAAUCAUGCCUCAGGUGUGGAGGGUUUGAAAGGCCUGAGAUCACGGGCGUUUUUCAGGUGUGACAAAAGUAUUUAUUUUUCUUGAAAGAAUGUAACGUUUGCUACCAAAGGUUAAAGAACCGGAGAUCAACAGAUCGCCACACGCUGAAACGAUAACGGUGUCUGCUCAGGAAGUCCGCCUUCCAGCAUCGUCGCCUGUCUGUCCAUGUAGAUAAAAGGAUGCAAGAUUGUUUUUGUAACCGAAAUCCCAGUGUAUAGAUGAGAUAUAUUUUUUAAGACUUUCUUAUUGGGGAAAUUAAAAUAUUUUCAGGGCGUGAGAAGAGAAUGUGUUGCACCUGUUGCUAUGAGCGGAUAAAACGAGCAGUCACACUGACGGUUACAUAACACCCCCCCCCCCCCCCAUUUAGAGGUCAAAUCUCAAACAUUUUAGUUUUUGACAUGACCCUCUGCCCUCUCUUUUGAUGACAAUGUUUGUCUGAAACUCUCGGUAAUACCCCCUCCUAAUGGCAAACUGUUUUAAUUCUAUUUUUAUGUUAUUUUAUUUUUUCCCCCCAUCUUUUAGACUGUCCCUUUUCAUUUGAGACUGUAUUUCUGGCUUUUGUGUACCAGCACACUGCACUGGUAUGUCCGUUGUUUUGUCCUCUUUGUAUUGGACAGUAACAUCGAGGCCCGUCCUCAUCGUGUGUGUGUGUGUGUGUGUGUGUGUGUGUGUGUGUGUGUGUGUGUGUGUGUGUGUGUGUGUGUGUGUGUGUGUGUGUGUGUGUGUGUGUGUGUGUGUGUGUGUGUGUGUGUGUGUGUGUGUGUGUGUGUGUGUGUGUGUGUGUGUGUGUGUGUGCGCAUGCAUGCAUGCAUGUGUGUCUUUUCUCUCCAGGAGAGGAGAAAUAUUAAUUGCAGUUUAGCCAUUUCAGUAUUUAUUUACAAUGAUUGAGCCUUUGCAAUUCAGAAUGUAUCUUUGUACAUUGAAUAUGAGAAUAUAUAUAUAUAUGAUUAUAUAUGUACGAACCAUGAAAAAUGGCUUGGGUUUAUUGUUUUGACAACAGUUGUUGAUGCUGUUGGAAUGAUGAAUUUGUUUUGUAAGGGGUGACGUACUCAGCCCGUACUCAGCUAUGCACUACAUCUGUGAGCACAGAGGAGUGUGGGGGGUUCCACCCUGCAGUCUGUACCACAGACAUGGACAGAGUCAGUUUCCCUCCCCAGUGCAGGACAAGAACAAACUGAACUCUUAGGCGAUGAAAUGGUAACUUCACCCCAUCACAACAUGCGGGCGACUGCAGCUCUGUGUCGUGUCUCAUCUGCUUCCGCUCGUCUUUGACUUGGCAGGUACACACACACACACACACACACACCAUCUUGUACUUCUACAGCAUCUAUAGCCUUACUUAUUUUUUAACAUUCAAUUAAAGCAACUUUUUGUGGGCUA